Messenger RNA from Talaromyces stipitatus ATCC 10500, 2406 nucleotides. RefSeq lists its product as uncharacterized. Lineage: Eukaryota; Fungi; Ascomycota; Eurotiomycetes; Eurotiales; Trichocomaceae. The coding region runs from base 1 to 2406 and encodes 801 amino acids. Gene Ontology annotation, molecular function: nucleic acid binding; zinc ion binding. The transcript is spliced from 5 exons. The record is from RefSeq and is a predicted model, not a curated record.
AUGUCUGCCUCUAACACCUUUACCUCUGGUGAAAAGCUCCCAAUCCUCGACUACUCCAAUUGGGUUGAUUGGAGUGAAUACUGGCAAGAUCAUCUUAUCCUCUACGAUCUAUGGCAGUACAUCGAUCCAACAUCUAUAGUGAUGGUGCCACCCCCUACAACUAAUGUCAAUCGAGAUAUUGCUAAAAUGUUAACCGAAAACCUUACCAAAAUCCGUCAACAUGUGUCCCCUGAAUGUCGCAAGCUCCUAGUUGGCCAUACAAACCCAAGAGACCUCUGGUCCUCACUCAAGGCUGGCUGCGACCGCGGGACAACUCUCCCAUUAAUUGCUCAAUACAAAUCAUUCCACAAUAAUAAGUGGGAGCUAAAGGAUACCAUUUCUACCUACACAAGUCGUUUCCGCAAUAUCUUUCUUUCCUUGGAAAACACCUCUUACAAAAUCCAUCGAGAUAUAGCUGUUCACAUUCUUGUGGAUCGACUCCCUGACUGUUACAAGACCAAAGGUCAAAUGGCAAAACAAUUGAACCUUCCCUUCAUUGAAAUAGUGACCUACCUGCUUGCCAAUAUCAAAGAUUCCUCUUCUGAAGGUGAUAACAUGUCUGGCCAAGCCCUAGUAACUCGAGGCCGUUGUCCGAACCGUAGAACAAGCUCUCGGAACCUCCGUAAUGGAGGCAAUAACUCAAAUUCAAACCGUCGUGAACGAUCAAAUCGAAAUUCUCGGAAUAAGCGACUUAUCUGUAACUGGUGCAAACGAGAGGGCCAUUACGAGCGUGACUGUCAUAUUCGACAACAGCAACUAGACUCUGGCGCUGCAAAGCUUGACAGAGGUCGUGCCUACUUAGUUCAACAGCCAAGCAGUUUGCAACCUCCGCCUCAGCCGCUACCUCUACUGGCUCCUCCACCUCCGCAGGCAAAUUUCUCCUCCUCCCAGUCUCAAAGCUCUGAGUCAAACGCUUACAGUUAUCCAUCUCAUCUUCUUCUUACAAGAGCAUCCUACAUCAAUAGUGAGAUCCAACAACAAGACUAUCUCAGCUGGAUACUGGACUCUGGAGCUACACAGCAUUUCUGCAAUAGCAAAUUGGACCUUAAGGACUACAAACAUUUCCUUGAACCCAGAGAGAUCUACCUUGGAGAUAAUACUACGAUCUAUGCAGAGGGAUCUGGUACUCAACAUCUUCAAGUUGGGCCUUAUAUUCUAGUCCUCAACGUCUGCAAGUCAUUCAACCGUGUGCAUGCCGACCUUAUCCCCUUGGACGGUAUCUCCCUUGGUGGAUCUAAGUAUAUGUUACUACUGGUCGAUGAUUACACUUGCUAUGCAUGGUGUUACUUUGCCUCAAGUAAGAAUGUUCCUGCAAUUACACCUCUCCUACAAGGAUUUAUAAACUUGGUCCUAACUCAAUUCAAUGCUAUAAUCAAGUCAUGGCGAACUGAUGGUGGUACCGGUGAAUUCAUAAAUAGCAUGAAUAGUGUACUGGAACGACAAGUUCAGACGAUCAAGAAUAUGGAACGCUCUAUGAGAGCUGGUGCUGGUGUCCUAGAUGACUACCGACUACAAGCUGAGUCCCUGGCCACCUCGGUAUUUCUAACUAACAUCCUGCCAUCCACUACUCUAGGCAAUAUAUCCCCACACCUUCUUUUAUAUAAGAAGCAACCACCUCUUACAAUCUUGAAGCCCUGGGGAUGCCUCGUCUGGAUACACCUUCGAAAGGAGCACCGCAGCUCGAGCUCUGAUCCUCGCUGCAGGCCAGCCAUGAUGUCUAUUUAUAAAUGUCUUGAUCUUCAUACUCUGCAAACAAGCAAUCACUCUGAAAUCAAGUUUGAUGAAGACCUUUUCCCUGGUCCAUGGCUCAAACGCCCUGCCAGUUUUAAACUGUCUAUUGCACAUAAAAGAAAUCUGCCUGGUUCAGCGGUCAAUACUGUACUUGGUCAGUCAGUACCGGGAGCACUUCUCAAUGUAUCAAGUGUACCAUUUUCCUUGAUGAACCCCUUCUGGCUGCAGCAAUCCCAACCACCUGCAGAUCCUGUGAACCCGGAAGAUCCUGCAAAGCCAGUAGAUCCUAUGGAACUAGCAGAUGUAGCCCAAAGGGCAUUGGACUCCCCCCAGGAGCUUGUGGAAGCUGCUUUGAUCGUGCAAGGCAUGGAGUCGCUCUCCUGCCCAUCCUGGCAAACAGCAGAGAGGAUCCAAACAGACCACAAUGGAGAUCCUCUCUCCUAUUUGGAUGCCUUGCUCCAGGAUCCGAUUAGGUGGCCACCAGCAGUGCAAGAAGAACUGAAAUCUCAUGAAGAGAAUGGAACUUGGAUAGUUCAAGAGAUCAGUCAGAUGCCAAAAGGGUGUAAGCCAAUCCCCGGCAAGUGGGUAUUCAAGCGUAAACCGAGUCCUGAUGAAGGCAUUCGCUAUAAGGUAUGA